AUGCCUGCUCGCCUCACGCUUCUCUGGCGUUCUUUCCGGUUACCGUGGCGCACACGCGUCUAUGUUGGCUCUGAUCUUUCAGGCAACACCUAUUACGAAUCACUCAACCGUUUUCAUGGUCGAACAAGACGUACGGUUGAAAUAAACCGUCCAAUACCGGUUGCAGAGUAUCGUGAAGAUGACUUGCCUGUGCAAUGGCAGAGCUGGUUGAAACAUACCAGGUUCGACCCGCCCACGCUACCAGAGUUGGAAGAGGAUGACAAGAGAAAGCGUGUCAUGAAGGAAAAAAUCAGAUUGUUGGAAAUUCAGUACGCGGACGAGAAAAGGAAAAGAUUGGAAAAUGCGAGAGAGACGGGAGAGCGGCAAGCGGACGAGAGUCGAGAUGGAAAACAAGUUGCAAGGCAAGAAUCGUUAGCCGAAAAGUUGUCAAAGAGGAAUGUGCCUAACCCCAGUGAUGACUUUCGACCGGAGGAAUGGAUACCGGAUCCAGAUAAAAAGCAAGCCUAA
Paraglomus occultum is the source of this 507-nucleotide messenger RNA. The record is from the annotation of a GenBank genome assembly. Lineage: Eukaryota; Fungi; Glomeromycota; Glomeromycetes; Paraglomerales; Paraglomeraceae.